UACCUGCAGGGGUUGAAUUCACACUGAUGGCACAGUACGGUCGAUGCCUGCCUUUCUUUGUGAAUUAAGAAAUGUCCACACCCAAAUAAUUGACCACUCUGAGAAGCCACAUUGGUUGGGCCCUGCGUGACUCUUCUCUCCGUGUGCUUCCGUUUUUCCUCUAAAACGCAAGGUUCAGUGUUUAUUUUUUUCCUUUUUGGUCAGGUUGGAAUACUGUGGAAUUAAAUACUGGUUGGUAAGCACAGACCCAAAAGGCAAGACUUGAGUUGAGACCACUGACUACUUAUAAAACCUUGGAAAAGCCCUUGCUUACUGGCCUCGGUUUUCCAUCUGGAAAAGGGGGAGAUUGGAUUAGGACCCUGAUAUCCUUCUCGAGGGAUAUGAGACAUCCAUCAUAAGCUCCAGAGAGUUGCCUUCUACGGAGCCCAGCAGAGGAGUGGGCAAACAUGAAGUCCAGUCCUGCCAUCCAAGCUGCCAUUGACCUUACAGCGGGGGCCGCAGGGGGCACGGCAUGUGUACUGACUGGGCAGCCCUUUGACACCGUGAAAGUGAAGAUGCAGACGUUCCCCGACCUGUACAGGGGCCUCACCGACUGCUGCCUGAAAACCUACUCCCAAGUGGGCUUCCGCGGCUUCUACAAGGGGACCAGCCCAGCGCUGAUUGCCAACAUCGCCGAGAACUCUGUCCUCUUCAUGUGCUACGGCUUCUGCCAACAGGUGGUGCGGAAAGUGGUUGGAUUGGAAAAGCAGGCCAAGCUAAGUGAUCUGCAGAACGCGGCCGCUGGUUCCUUCGCCUCUGCCUUUGCUGCUCUCGUGCUUUGCCCCACUGAACUCGUGAAGUGCCGACUACAGACCAUGCAUGAAAUGGAGUCGUCAGGAAAGAUAGCCAGAAGCCAUAACACAGUCUGGUCCGUGGUGAAGAGCGUCCUCAGGAAGGACGGCCCCUUGGGCUUCUACCACGGCCUCUCCAGCACUUUACUCCGAGAGGUGCCAGGCUAUUUCUUCUUCUUCGGCGGCUACGAACUGAGCAGGUCGUUUUUUGCAUCAGGAAGAUCGAAGGAUGAACUAGGCCCUGUCCCUCUGAUGUUAAGCGGUGGAGUUGGUGGAAUCUGCCUCUGGCUGGCCGUGUACCCAGUGGAUUGCGUCAAAUCCAGAAUCCAAGUCCUUUCCAUGUCUGGAAAACAGGCAGGAUUUGUCGGAACCUUGAUAAGCAUCGUGAAAAAUGAAGGAAUAACGGCCUUAUAUUCUGGACUGAAACCUACUAUGAUUCGAGCAUUCCCUGCCAAUGGGGCGCUAUUUUUGGCCUACGAGUACAGCAGGAAGUUGAUGAUGAGCCAGUUUGAAGCAUACUGAAGCGUCCUGGUGAACCUAGAUCCAAGUAUCGGCGUUUGAGGACGACAGUUCAUCUCAGGGUUUCGUGGAGUACAAGACCAAUGUAGAAUUACUUUGGUUUCAUAAGAAUUUUAUUUUUUGGUCUUCCCUUAUCCUACCCUAAAUCUUAAACUUUAUGGAAGAGCCUCUAUUUUAUAUCCUAUAAUUUUUGCCUGUAAUCAAAUAGAAAAGUUGCUGCUCUUGUCCUCGGUGGGGCAUUUAGGGUGAGCCGCUGGCCCCUAUGUCCAAUCUGAAAGGCUAAAUGUAGUUCUGUCAGGGCUUUUGCAUAAACCUGUAUGUGUCCAUGCAGUUUGGAUGGUUGCAUGUUGUUAAAAAAGCAAGGCUGGUUCCAUGUUUAGUCUCAGAUCUCACCAGAAAAACCCAGAGGUAACCAUGUUCAUGAAAUGGCUAUAAACGCAUACUUGACUCAUUGUAGAUGUAGGGUCUCUUUUAAAAUCUGCUUAGCACAUGCACUACACUAAGCAGCUAAAAUUUUAAAAAGUUUUCCUGUGGUGCUUGAAAACUAAAAUAUCAAUCUAGAACUGGUAGAGGAGAGCACACUUGCAUACUGGAGUGGCUUCCGUGUUACUGAUACAAAUUUAGAGUAAGCAUCUUGGAAUUUCCCAAGAUGUUCUGUUAAAAUAGUGCCAUUCAUUUUCUAGAUGGGGCCACAUUCUAGGUGGGAUCUAGGCCAAGAGCGGCGUAGCCUUACCUGUGCCGACUUCCCUUCUCCCCUUCCAAAGAACUUCCCCUCCGCUGGGCUUUAGGUUGAGGAAGGGGCUGAGGGGAGGGGACUGUGCUGCUUUGCUUUGUGAAGACCAAUGACUGACAGCAGCCCUUAGCUUCUGUCUCUGGGUCCUGGCCUGGGUAGGAUUCCAGAGUAUUCCUUUGGGCCACCUAUGGGCUGUUGAUCCACUUUUGAACACUCACUUAUUGCCUCCACCGAUCAGAAACCCUUCCAGGGAGCAGAGUGCCAAAGCCAAGAGAAGCCCUUUUCCCUGGCUGGUGACUGAGUGAUGGUGCUCGUGGGCAAAGUCCUCUCUCCGAUGGAACUGGACACAACAUAGUGCGUGUCCUCCACAGUGAGUGAUGUCGGGGCUGGCCCUUUCUGAAGUUUAUCUUGGGAUCCGUAACUGCUUGCCAUGUUUCUUACGGAGUUGGAGCCUUUUACAUUUGGUACCAGCGGUCAGUGGAUCCUCAUGAUGAUUAUAUAUAGGGGGUGACUUUAUAAAGCAAGGAAACAAGCCGAGUAAUUAAGUUCUGCCAUAUGUAUGCGCUAACAACAACCACAGAAGCUCAGGUCACCUGGUCUAAGAGGAUCCUUCUUGUCACCACUUAGGCAAGCCCCAUCAUUCCGUGCUGCUCCAAGACCAGCAAGGACUCUCUCGGUAACAAGUGUUUUUAAGCAGGCUGACCUGUGUCUGUCCCGUGUGCUUCUGUCAUUGUUGGCACAAUGAAAGCCUUGCGUGAAACCUCUGGUUUCCUUAAGCUUUGUGUUCUGCAAAGCUUCUGACAUGCCCAAAGCAGGAGGGUCAGGGAAGUGACAUGCUGACCCAUGGGGGCUGCUGUGGACAUUUGGGGAGGGGUGCUCAGUGUUGUGCCUGAUGGACUCUGGAGCAAUGGCUGGUCAGCCACCUGCGUUUUCUUUGAAAGAAAGUCAUUUUUCUACCUUUUCUCUCCAUACCUUAAGUGGUCAGUAGCUACUGAGUGGUGCUUCAUCUGAACAGGCCUGGACCGAAGCAAAAUAGAAAAUGGGGCUGGCUUCCAGCAGGAAGUGAGCUACCUGAGAAUCCGUGAGCCCAUCUGAGUUAGGCCUGUUGGCAGGGGACCUUCUCAUACGUUGUCCUUUUAAGAUUCAACUAAACAUCUGCAAUAGUAGCAGUCCGAGGCAAGGAAAAGAGUAAGGAAUGAAACCUAAAUCAGGGGAAUUUUUUUUUCCAUUCUAUUUGCUUAAUUCAUGGUUCAGUAUUUGAAUACAAUUUGUACCAUUUCAGAUCUGUACUCCAAAAAUAGUAAGUUGAAGUUGUGUGUUUAAAGCAAUUCUGGUGUUCUAUCAUUAAAUUAUUUACCUAAAAUUUGA
Molecule: messenger RNA, 3450 nt
Organism: Lynx canadensis (Canada lynx)
Lineage: Eukaryota; Metazoa; Chordata; Mammalia; Carnivora; Felidae
Gene: SLC25A15
Product: solute carrier family 25 member 15
Exons: 7
Coding region: 447-1352 (301 amino acids)
Biological process (GO): mitochondrial L-ornithine transmembrane transport
Molecular function (GO): L-ornithine transmembrane transporter activity
Source: RefSeq, a predicted model, not a curated record